Messenger RNA from Kwoniella botswanensis, 1404 nucleotides. RefSeq lists its product as uncharacterized. Gene Ontology annotation, cellular component: cytosol; COP9 signalosome. The coding region runs from base 1 to 1404 and encodes 467 amino acids. Lineage: Eukaryota; Fungi; Basidiomycota; Tremellomycetes; Tremellales; Cryptococcaceae. The transcript is spliced from 11 exons. The record is from RefSeq and is a predicted model, not a curated record.
AUGGACGUGGGUUCAGAUAUCUCCUCGCAGCUCGAUUCAAUCUCUUCAAUCUCAAAUCAGAAAGAACGUACUCAAUCAUACCUUUCCCUACUCACCACCCUCCUCUCGUCCCAAUCACCUUCAUCCAAUGCACUCAUCACAUUCGGAAGACACUUCACCACCUCUACGUCCAUGGCGAUGGUGGUAGGUCGAAGAGUACUGGGAUCAUAUGUGAUUGCCCUAUGUGCAGGUACAAGUAUGGACAAAAAGGGUACUUCGGCUAUUCCCCUCGAUGAAGAAUUAUCGAACGAUCAAGCAAAAUAUGAAGAUUUGGGUAUACAAGCGCUCAAGAAUGAACAUGGAGAGGAGAUAAGGAGGGAUGUGGUGGAAGGUGUGUUGAGUGGUGGGGGAUUGAGUGGAUGGUGCGAUGAACAGACAACAGUAUUGAGACAUCUCUAUUCCCACCUUCUAACGAUCGAAGAUGACUUCCUGGGGGCUGCGAAGGCUUUGAUGCAGAUUCCUUUGGAAGGUACUUCGAGAUUGAUAUCGGAUGAAGAGAAAUUAGCGGUAUACAUCAAGAUAGUUAGAUUACUCCUCGAGUGCGGUGAAUGGGGACAAGCGCAAACUUACUUCUCCAGAGCAUCUUUGUCAAUCCAUGUGACCAAGGAUAAAGAGACGAACUUACAAUAUAAGCUAUCCCAGGCUAGAUUAUUUGAUUUCUCAGCUAGAUUCAACGAAGCUGCUCAGAAAUACCAUGAAGUAUCUUUUGAAAGUUCAGUGGCUGAGGAUGAUAGAUUACAAAUGCUCAAAGCAGCAGUAACUACAUCAAUCCUCGCACCAUCCGGACCUCAACGAUCGCGGAUCCUUGCUACACUCAACCGAGACGAUCGUGUCCAAAGUUCCCUCCCACCCUCACUAGCAACGAUGUUGAGGAAGAUGCUAUUAGAGUAUAUAGUAAGACAGGAAGAGGUGAAGGAAUUUGAAGCUUCCUUGGAGGAACAUCAGAGAGCAAAGGUUGAAGGAGGAGGGACGGUAUUGGAAAGAGCUGUUAGGGAACAUAAUGUGAAUGCCUGUGGGAAGGUCUAUGAUAACAUAAGCUUUGAAGCGCUGGGUAAUAUACUGGAUUUAGAUGCUGAUUCAGCUGAGAACACGGCAAGAAGGAUGAUCGAACAAGGACGUCUCAGAGCAUGGAUAGAUCAACCUUUACAUCUCCUCUACUUCGAAUCUCGUACUUCCCACGAUACAGAUGCCGAAGCUCAAGGUACGGCUGGAGGAUUAGGUAUCGAGAGUAAAGAGAAAGAGAUCGAACCUAGAUUAUGGAGUGAGAGGUGGGAUGAUAGGAUCAGGGAGACUAGCAUCAAGGUGGAAUCGCUGGCUGAACAGAUCCAACAAAAGGGUUUGAUACCUGCUGUAUCUGUCGUCUAA